AUGGACCGGGCGUCCUUUUACCUGUGUUUCCAAAAUAUCGCCAAAGACAAAGAGGAGGACCUGGAAGAGAAGAUGGCAGAGUUGAUUGCAGACGUACUCCAACAAGAUAAGCAAGAGAUAAUUAGAGAAUUAGAUGACGUAUACAGACUCAUUUAUGGAUCUUCUCCAGCGACAGAUGGCAAGACACAAGAUAUUUUCUAUCAUCGAUUUUUCCCAAAUGAUAAUUUAGAUGAAGAUGCUGGGAAGCCGUGCACUGGAGAAGAGAAGUUUGAGAAUGUACCUAAGUCUGUGUUUGACACCACCCUGACUGGGCAGAGUUACAGCAUCUAUAAUACAGUCUAUGCUGUGGCACAUGCUUUACAAGCCAUGCUUUCCCCCACGUUGAAACACAGAAUAAGAGAAGUUGGGAGAGAAACAUUUCUGACUCAAAAAGCAUGGCAGCUCCACCACUAUUUGAAAACCAUCUCAUUUAAUAACACUGCAGGACAGCAAGUCUCCUUUAAUGAAAAUGGAGACUUGAACACUGGAUUUGAUAUUAUCAACUGGGUCACCUUCCCAAACAAGAGCUUUGUUAAAGUCAGAGUUGGAAAGAUCGACCCAACCAAUUCUCCGGAUAAACUAGUUGUCAUUUCUACAGAGGACAUCAUCUGGCCUGCCAUGUUUAACCAGGUUCAGCCGCUUUCUGUAUGCAAUGACAAUUGCUAUCCAGGAUACAGAAAGAUGAAAAUAGAAGGGAAGCCAUUUUGCUGUUAUGAUUGCCUUCCAUGUGCAAAAGGGAAAAUUUCAAACCAGAAGGAUGCAGUUGAUUGCUUCCAAUGUCCAGAAGAUCAAUAUCCAAACAAGGCUCAAACUCUUUGCAUUCUAAAAGAAAUAACCUUCUUCUCUUACAAUGAGCCACUGGGACUCACCUUGACCAGUGUUAGUCUUUUCUUUUCUGUCAUCACCAUUGCGGUGCUGGGAAUCUUCAUUAAAAAGCAGGACACCCCCAUUGUCAAAGCCAACAACAGGAACCUCACUUACAUCCUUCUCAUUGCCCUUCUGCUCUCCUUCCUUUGCACUUUCCUUUUCAUUGGACAACCGGAUCACGUGAAAUGUCUCAUGAGACAAACUGCUUUUGGUAUCAUUUUCUCCAUAGCCCUUUCUUGCAUUUUGGGUAAAACAACCAUAGUUGUUCUUGCUUUCAUGGCCACAAAGCCAGGCUCCAAAAUGCAGAAAUGGGUGGGGAGAAGGAUGGCUCUUUCUAUUGUCCUUUCUUGCUCCUUGACUCAACUCAUGAUCUGUUUAGUGUGGCUGGCAAUUUCUCCCCCCUUCCCAGAUUCUGAUAUGCACUCCAUGGCUGAAGAAAUUGUCUUAGAAUGUAAUGAAGGUUCAACCACUAUGUUUUAUAUUGUUCUUAGUUUUCUGGGAUUCCUGAUUGUUAUCAGCUUCUCAGUAGCCUUUCUAGCUAGGAAGUUACCUGACAGCUUUAAUGAAGCCAAAUUUAUCACCUUUAGCAUGUUGGUCUUUUGUAGUGUCUGGAUAUCCUUUGUUCCCACCUAUCUGAGCACCAAGGGAAAAUACAUGGUGGCUGUGGAGAUCUUUUCCAUUUUGGCUUCUGCAGCUGGAUUAUUGGGUUGCAUCUUUUCCCCCAAAUGUUAUAUUAUUGUUCUGAGGCCUGAUUUGAAUAUAAAGGGGCAAUUAAUCAAGAAAUAA
This is a messenger RNA of Pantherophis guttatus, 1692 nucleotides long. The record is from RefSeq and is a predicted model, not a curated record. Lineage: Eukaryota; Metazoa; Chordata; Lepidosauria; Squamata; Colubridae.